Alternaria infectoria is the source of this 582-nucleotide messenger RNA. RefSeq lists its product as uncharacterized. The transcript has 2 exons. Bases 1 to 582 code for a protein of 193 amino acids. NCBI's taxonomy places the organism in Eukaryota, Fungi, Ascomycota, Dothideomycetes, Pleosporales, Pleosporaceae. The record is from RefSeq and is a predicted model, not a curated record.
AUGCAAGAAACCGUUCGAGAUCGACAAAUUCGUCCCGACAAACAAGAGCUCGCUGUCCUCUCUCGUAUCGGUGUCAUGUAUAAUGCACGCGGUCCAAACAACACUAUUCUUGUAAACCCAAAGCAUCCGAUCGUUCAGGGCUUCUACAAAGACAAGCCAAGGUCGAAGGCAUUGAUGCGGAAGAUAUUCGAGGCGGACCCAAGGCAUCGCUCGACGUCCAUUCCAUCGCGCAGUGGGCCAACGCUUGUGGCAAAUGCCCCUGCACAGCAACCGCUUCCGCCGCUGAUGAGCCCAUACACCAUACCGAUAAGAUCUGUGGACAACAGCCUCGACCCGCGUCUCCAGGGUCGCACCUCCUAUGGCGCGCCCGGCCAACUGGCGCUUCCGCAGCCCGAUACCGCCAGCAACAGCAGCGAAACCCCGACUGAUCCAGAAGACAUCGAAAAGAAGCUUCAGGACCAGGAGGUCGAGAAUCUGAACUUGAGAAUGCAGGCAGUUGUGAAGGAUCGUGAGAUUCGGAAGCUGAGGGCGGAGCUCGAGCAACUGCGCGCUCAAGCUGCUAACACUGGUGGCGCAUACUAG